ACACUUAUGCCACUUUAGCUAUAGACUGCUACUAAUAGGCACUAAGCACUGCACUUGUAAGAGAGAGAGAGAGUGGUAGCUGAGGAGGAGGAGGAGGAGGCGGAGCACAAGUGCUACUCCUACGUCGAAAGUUUUUCCACUUUUCCCUUUUUCUCCUUCUAUUUAAUCCAAAGCAUUCUCUCUUCUUCUUCCUGAAUGUAUGAACAACUGGAUUCCUACUUAAUUUUCUCUCUGUUUACACAAAUUUCUUCUCAGUAUUGGUAAAAUGCUGGUUUGAUUUGCUAUCAUUGUCAUGAUGGAUGACCAGGCCAGUGAGCUGCUAUAGAGAAAAAUUGGCUACUCUCGAUGUAAAGGAAAAACGGGAAGUAUCUUUGUUGACUACAGGAGUGUUGUUCAUAUGGCAAGGAGUUAUGGGCCUUACUUUGAUCCUGAAUACGAGACCUUAAGUAUCAGAAUAAAUCCUCCAAGGGUAUCUGUGGACAAUGUGACUUGCAAGGAUUGUACUCUAGUGAAGGUUGACAGUAUCAACAAACCUGGAAUACUGCUGGAAGUGGUGCAAAUCCUAUCAGACCUCGAUCUUGUAAUUACCAAAGCCUACAUAUCCUCUGAUGGUGGGUGGUUCAUGGAUGUAUUUCAUGUUACUGAUCAACAUGGCAACAAGGUUACAGACAACAACACUAUUGGUCAUAUAGAAAAGGCUCUAGGACCUGAAGGUUACACAUCAGGCAUAUUGAAGACAUGUCCAGGUAGAAAGGUAGGAGAGAACUCUAUGGGUGAUUAUACCACCAUUGAGCUAAUAGGCAGGGAUCGUCCAGGUCUUCUAUCAGAAAUUUCUGCUGUUCUAGCCAAUCUUCAUUUUAAUGUCGCUGCUGCCGAGGUUUGGACUCAUAAUGGGCGCAUAGCAUGUGUCCUUUAUAUCAAUGAUAAUUGUUCAUCCCUUGAUGAGGAUGAAGAAUCCAGAUUGUGUGUCAUGGAAGAGCAACUCAAUAACAUUCUUCGUGGGCGUGAGGAUGACGAGAGUGGGGCUCAUGCUACUUUCUCAGUUGGUAGUACUCAUGUUGAUCGGAGGCUUCAUCAGAUGUUUUUUGCUGAUAGGGACUACGAAGGUGGUUGUCUCGAAAUGGAGAUAGAAUACCCUCCUAACUCCAAACCAGACGUCAGAAUUGAAAGCUGUGUCGAGAAAGGGUACUCAGUGGUCAGUGUAAGUUGCAAGGAUAGAGCAAAGCUUAUGUUUGACAUUGUAUGCACCCUCACAGACAUGCAGUAUGCUGUUUUCCAUGCCACUAUCUCAUCAGAUGGUCCCUCUGCAUCACAGGAAUAUUUUAUUCGCCACAUGGAUGGUUGCACUCUGGAAUCUGAAGCGGAGAAGGAAAAGGUUGUGAAGUGUAUUGAAGCUGCUAUUCGGCGAAGGAUAAGUGAGGGCUUCAGCUUUGAGUUGUGUGCCAAGGACCGAGUUGGCUUACUUUCUGAAGUUACGAGAGUCCUACGAGAAAAUGGGCUAUCAGUGACUAGAGCUGGUGUUACAACUAUUGGGGAGAAAGCAAAGAAUUUCUUCUACGUAAGAGAUGCGUCUGGAAACCCUGUAGAGAUGAAGACGAUUGAAAGACUGCGUGAAGAAAUUGGACAGACAAUGAUGCUUAACGUGAAGAAAGUCCCAACAUCUGCAAAGGCACCUGAAACUGGUGGUCUGGCUAAGACAAGCUUUUUCUUCGGAGGCUUACUGGAAAAGUUCCGAACAUGAAACUUCAUCUACAACUACUUGUAUAGCAGAAUAAAGCACUUAUAUAUAAAUGUGGCAAGGUUUCCCUGUAAAAACCUGUAGAUACAUUGGACAAUUAUCCUUGUCGGGAUAAACAAGGGGAAAAAGAAGUAGUCCCUUUCAGUCUUAUUCUAUGCUGAAGUUUGGAAGAUUACGCGAUGACCGUGUGUUGUUCUUGCACAAUAAAAGAUGAAGAUCUAUAUAUUGCUGAUGAAACUAUGACUUUGUAUUGGAGCUUUCGUCAAGAAAUGCAGGUAUUGAAGAUUGAAAACCAAUACGUUAUAGUGUUAUAUGUUGUGUAUCAGCUAGUUUGCUUCGACAAUGAUCGAGCUGCUAGCAUUGUUUUGAUUAAUAGGUACUUCAGUUUAAUACUAGCUGGUUGAGUUUUUCCUCAUUUGGGAAUAGCUUGUACUAUGUAAUAUCAUUGAUUUGCAUGUAAGGAUGAGAAUUUAAGUAACGUUGAACUCCAUUUUUCUCUCAAGGAAAAGUAUAGUGUGUUCUUUUACCCAUUCUUUUA
Messenger RNA from Solanum pennellii, 2276 nucleotides. RefSeq names its product ACT domain-containing protein ACR3. Lineage: Eukaryota; Viridiplantae; Streptophyta; Magnoliopsida; Solanales; Solanaceae. The record is from RefSeq and is a predicted model, not a curated record. Bases 398 to 1741 code for a protein of 447 amino acids. The transcript has 8 exons.